This is a messenger RNA of Osmerus eperlanus (European smelt), 4417 nucleotides long. RefSeq names its product von Willebrand factor C domain containing 2 like (gene vwc2l). The transcript is spliced from 5 exons. The record is from RefSeq and is a predicted model, not a curated record. Gene Ontology annotation, biological process: negative regulation of BMP signaling pathway. NCBI's taxonomy places the organism in Eukaryota, Metazoa, Chordata, Actinopteri, Osmeriformes, Osmeridae. Gene Ontology annotation, molecular function: protein binding. Bases 744 to 1529 code for a protein of 261 amino acids. Gene Ontology annotation, cellular component: AMPA glutamate receptor complex.
UUUCACUUCAGCAUAUUCAACUAACUGUCAAUAAGCCAUUUUUGAUGGAGAUACUGGUAUCGACAAGCUGUUUUUUACUGCUUAAGGAACAAUAAUGGACUAAAGAUGCUUUGUAUGCCAUUAAAAAUGGAAGGAUUUAAUUGCUCUUCAUUCAAAAUGUCUGGCACUUAAAGUUGCACCUUUGGAAUUGUAAGGUUUCUUUAGCCUUGCAAGCUUAAGGAUAUACGCACCAAGAUCGAACCGUGUUGUUACUGAACCCGAAGCAUUUGGAAGUAGGCUAUUUAAAUUAUUCUGAUUGGCAAAAACGGACGUAAAAUUGCUUAAUCAUCUUUUUUUAUAUAUAUGUUUCCAACCAUCGCUUCCUUGUUGACUUUAAUGACGUUAUUUUUGGAGUCGGGCAAGGAAUAAUCAUGUAUCAGACCCAUUUACGUAUAGAUUUCGCAACGCUGGUGCUGCAAACGAGCAUCGGUACCCACAAAGGUCUGAUGUUUAAUUGGUUUUAAGAACAUUACCCUCUUAACGGGAUUAUCCAAUAUUUCGGAGUCGUUUGAUCUUACCCAGACUUUUAUCUGAGUUGCAAACUGUGUUUUAUCUGCUCCACCGAAUGUUGGGUUCUGUUGAUCCCGAAUCUAACUAACUGGAAUCAUACAGUGGAGCGCGGCUACAGCUCAAAAUGGGAAAAAGGAAAGUCAAUUCAUCUUAGACUCCUCUUCUCCACUGCAAUAGGAAUACCGCGGCGAAGGAUGGGCCCUUUCUUUCCAGCGAUCUGUGUUGUCCUUCUCGCUCUGAACGCUGUCACCGUGUCGCCGGCGUCCGUCAGUCCCGAGGAUUAUCCCGCGGACGAGGCCGAGCGGACUGUAAACGACAACAUCAUUUUUGACGACUACCGGGGUAAAGGCUGUGUGGAUGACAGCGGUUUUGUGUACAAACUUGGGGAACGGUUCUUCCCGGGACAUUCAAACUGUCCGUGCGUUUGCACUGAGGACGGACCCGUGUGUGACCAGCCGGAGUGCCCCAAAAUACAUCCCAAGUGCACAAAGGUGGAGCACAAUGGAUGCUGCCCCGAAUGCAAAGAGGUCAAAAACUUUUGCGAAUACCGGGGAAAAACCUACAAAAUCUUGGAAGAAUUCAAGGUGUUUCACCUACAGGGUUCCCCGCCCGCCGAGGAAGGGACCAGUUCACCAGACAUCACUGCCGGCGUGCCCCUGGCCUCAGCACAGCUCCAAUCAAGAACCAGGAGAUAUAGGCCGUCCCCCUGUGAAUGGUGCCGCUGCGAACCAAAUAACGAGGUGCACUGUGUGGUGUCGGACUGCGCCGUCCCCGAGUGUGUCAACCCCGUGUACGAGCCUGAGCAGUGUUGCCCCAUCUGUAAAAAUGGUCCAAAUUGUUUCGCCGGAACGACGAUCAUCCCAGCCGGCAUUGAAGUGAAGGUGGACGACUGCACCAUCUGCCGCUGCUUCAACGGAGACUGGUGGAAGCCUGCGCAGUGCUUGAGGCGGGAGUGUCUCAACGGCCAGACGUUGUCAUAGAAACCCCACCGGGGAUCGGAGAUGGUGACAUGCCGGGUAGCGCCUUCCACGCCAAACCUGAUGCCUAUCUUGGAGGACUGACAGCACAGGAGCACAAUUCCUAGGCAACCUGAGACUGCAUAGCUAAUCGAGACGCUCUUGUUCAAAACAAUCGACAAAUGAAACCCACCCAGGAGCAAGAGGAGCGCCGCCGCCUAUCUAUUUUCUAAUAAUUAUGCUUAUCUGCUGCUUUCCCACAAAGUUUAUAUACUUCAUGAGGACAAACGUAUCCAUUCGAAUCAUUUGGCGCUGUUGAAAUGUUCUGUUGUUUUUCUGUGAGUCAUCUGCUUGCUGUAGCUGUCUGUCGCUCCCACAGGUGUUGUAUAAUUAGACCUAUAAGGUUGAACAGCAGGACACAAUGACCCCAAAGCACACGACUACAUCUAUCUGAGGCGUUCUCUGCUAUGAGGCUGACAGUGAAGGCGGCAUGACACGGCUGUGUUCCCCAACACAAGCCCCGCUUCACUCAGAGAGUGGCUCACAACACCCCUCCCCCAUCCGUCUCGGAGGUCAGGUCUCGAAUGGCUUCCUCAUGGAGGUGUCACAGGCUCGAAUGUCGACUGCUCGAUGUGCCUCAGCUUACGUAGCUAUGGAGCUCAGAUGUGCAUACCCAUCUACCAUACAGAAAGGAAUACGUCUGCCUGCAAAGAUCCUACUUAUUAUCUUAAACUUUACACAGGGGUGGGUGACCAACCAACAAAGUAUGGCACCAAGUGUAUUACAAUUGCCAGAUAUUGCAGGAUUCAAAGAUCUGCAGCCCACAAAAAAACUCAUGGAGAACUACUGUAUCAAUUCACUGAUUGGGCACAAUCCCCUGGCCUAAUUGGCCUUAUUGUUUUCCCUCACGGCUCAUCCCAACAAAAAUAUUCCUUCAGGCAAACAGCUUGAACUUGUUAUCUGAGAAAUUAGCAAGCCAAAAGCAUCCUGCUUUAAUUUCCCUUAAUCAAGAAGGUUUCUGUGAUAAAUCACCCAGCUGGGUUCUCAGUAGGGCUGCCUGUGAGCAUAAUGCUAGGGAACUGCAGGAGAAACUGGCAAAUCUGCAUACUGUAUGUCUCUGUACUUCAAAGCAGCCCUCAUAGAAGCAUGCACACACAUGUAGACACAUACUUACACACACACACACACACACACACAGUCUUUUUCAUCCUCAGCAGGCUCACACACAGCUUGUGGUAAUUCAUUUUCAGCUUAAAAAUGUUGAUCCCCACUGCACCCCAAGAAAGCACUUAAGCCAAUAAGGCACUUGUCAAGACACAAAGCAAUUCUCCUCCCCUUCUCUAUAGAUUAUACAAUAGAUUUUCUGUUUUGCAGAUUCUUCCAUAUGUCUACAUAGCUCUGACUUGGGGUAGGCUAAUGCAUUGCUUAUAGAUUUAGCCAGAUUCAGCUCAAACAAAUGCAAAGAAAACAGACUUCGACAAACCCCACCCAACCUAUGCCUGUGCCCACUUCUGAAAUGAUAAAUACUGGUCAUUAAUUCACAGGCAAAUUUCCACUAAGCCUACAGUAUGCGAUACCUCACUGGUAUUUUUUUUCUAUUCUAAGAGAAUCCAUUUCUUUAACCUUUUAGACUCCAUUCCUGGGCCAUGAUGGAUGAUCUACUUAUCAGCAUCUCAAAGCCCUUGGUAACGAGACAGAAAUGAACACAGGAGUGAACCCCCUUGACUACAGAGAAAAAAGGAUUUCAUGUGCAUUACCCAACUCCUCCCUUCAGGGCCCUUAUGCUGGUUCUACCUACAUAUUCAUAAUCACGUUAGGAAAAUUCCCAGAUUUUGACUGAAUGAAGGGGCGUUUCAUUCCCAGGUUCAUUAUACUUGCUCAGGACAUUUUUAUCAAGAAGGGAGUAAGGAUUAAGUGUUAGUUCAAAAUUAAAUGACAGAUCUCAUCCUUUUUAGCUAGACUACGCCUAUCUACACUCAAUUUCUCCAUGAAAGAUUGUUCUGAACUAAUGGCUGAUAGAUCUGUUGAUCAUCAAUCAUAGAUAUUAAUCAACAUUGUUUUGUUAAGGUUAACAGUUCAUUUGUUUCAUGCCUCUUGUAUUACAUGUUGAAAUAUGUUUGAAAACGGUUCAAUAUAUUUCAGAAAAUCCUGAACAAGAGCGGUGAAAAGGAGAAAGAGAUAGAGAAAGAGAGUGAGGAGGGUGUGUGAGACAGAGAGGCAGAUGGGUAGAGCUGGUGUUGCAGAUCAGAGGCUCUGAGGCAUGGCUCCCAAUGUCACCUUGUCAUGCUGACCUUUAUAUGAACUACCAACCAACAGCUGAGACAAGUGCUAUAUUAAUUCACCCCCUGCUUUCUUCAGACCUGCGUUACCAGGAACUGGUAUAAUGCCCAUUUAGUUGCUAUGUCUACUAGAUGGCAACAGAGCGCAACAUAUGGGAUGGGCAGACAGUCAUCUCAUAGCUGCAUAAACCUGAAUAACUGUAACUGUAAUGUAUGCCUCCAUUUAAAAAAAAAAGAAGCCUUGUAGAUCUAGUCAAGGUUACGACCUAAUGCACUCAGUCUCCAGUUAUUUUCUUUUGUGAUUUCCUCUAAAUGUCUGCUUGCACAUGCACCAACCCCUGCCAUUCUCAACACUGCUUUGUCACAGCCAUCAUGUAGGUGUACCACCUUUCACGAGACACCGACUUACUGUAGCUGGAAGCUAUUAAAGAUUGUUCUUUUUUUAAACAAUACUGUUACAUAGUGUGCCUGAAAACCAACCCAGAGAAAUAUCUACUCUUGAGAGAAACACUGUUAUUAAACAAUCAAUUGUAUUACUCAUGGGUACUAAGGGUCAGUUCUACAACUGCUAUUUACUUCCACUGUUAUCGUUUCAUUUCGACUUUAAAUUUAGAAAUAUAGUAAGACAGUAAA